Molecule: messenger RNA, 1016 nt
Organism: Myzus persicae (green peach aphid)
Lineage: Eukaryota; Metazoa; Arthropoda; Insecta; Hemiptera; Aphididae
Exons: 1
Coding region: 234-1004 (256 amino acids)
Source: RefSeq, a predicted model, not a curated record
UUAUUCAUUUUUGCGUAUUCAUUAUUUCAAUUAAAGUUGGCGUCCGACCGUUAUAACGGUCCCGCGCCACAUUGGUGACCUUGACAAGUUUCGAAGUCUUCCCUCGCGUUCGCGUACGAAUUCGUAUCCGCCGUUUCCGCGCCGAGUGCUCCCGCGCGUUUUCGCAGUAUUCGCGUCGUCGCAGUGCGCAUACCCGUCGUACGAGUAGUGAUUUCGUUCCGCGUUUAACCGUCAUGGCCGACGAAGGAAAUGCAUCUAACGCCCAGAACGUCGCUGGCAACCCGAACCAAGUCGUCGAGGCUAUUGCAAACAUGCGACUUCCGGCUUUUUGGAAACGCUCUCCAACGCUUUGGUUCAACUACGCGGAGUCCACGUUCGUUAUACAUCGCGUCACUGCCAACGCGACUAAGGUUCAUUUCGUCGUCAGCGCCCUAGACGAGGAAGCAGUGCGAAACAUCGGCGACCUCCUAAACGCGGCCGCCUUCUAUUCCGACAUCCGCACGCGCCUCAUCAGCGCGUAUGAGGUGCCCAAAGCGCUGCUCUUCCGCGAGAUCGUCAAACCCGGAGGGUUAGGUGACCGCCGACCGUCACAGCUGCUCCGCGACAUGCGUAACAGUAUGCCACCUGGCAUAGGCGAAGACGCGUUGAAGGAAUUUUGGCUACAAAAACUUCCGUCGAACGUGACCGCCAUACUCGUCAGCCUCGACGCAUCCUUGGACGAGCUGGCUGCGCGCGCCGACCGCAUUUUGGACGUCUCCAACCCGCAGAGUGUCGACGUUCUGUCCAAGGGGCAAUUUAGCGAACUGACCGACGCCGUAUCUAUGUUGACGCAGCAGGUCAAAUCCCUCACCCAGAUCGUCAACUCCGCGGAAAAGCCCUCGCGAUCUCGGGCACCCGCACGCUCGGACGCGCAGCAACCGGGGGAAAUGUGUUUCUUCCACACCAGGUUUGGCAAAAAGGCCCGCUCCUGCCGACCGCCAUGCAGCUUCAAACGGGAGUCAUGAGAAAAUCCCACG